AUGCCGUCCGAAGUCGCUACAACAGCUUUCCGAUACAGCUUCACCGAUGACUACAGCGAGGGAGCCCAUCCGGCGUUGCUCAAGGCGUUGAUAGCCAGCAACGAGUCUCAAGAGACAGGAUACGGCCGCGACACAUACUGCGACCUCGCGCGACAAAGGAUCCGCUUUCAUCUUGGUCGUGACGAUGUUGGAGUCUUUUUCGUACCAAGCGGAACGUCAGCUAAUGCCAUCUCCAUCGCCGCGUGCCUGCGACCGCACGAAGCUGUUAUAGCUGCAAGUUCAGGACACAUCGUCACGAGAGAGACGGGUGCGGUCGAGGCCAGCGGGCACAAGAUCAUCAACGUCGAGCCGCGCAACGGAAAGUUGACGCCCGAGUCGAUCGAACGAGCCCUCGAAGAUAACUGGCACUUUCCCCACAUGGCCAAGCCCCGACUUGUAUACAUCUCCAAUGCCACCGAGUUUGGGACGAUAUAUACCAGGAGGGAGCUUGCUGCCAUCAAGUUGGUCUGCGAGGAGCGUGGGCUCAUCUUGUUCCUCGAUGGUGCACGCAUUGGGGCUGCCCUUACAUCUAAAAGCAACGAUAUGACACUACAGGAUGUUAUGGAGUUGACGGACAUCUUUUGGAUCGGAGGUACCAAGAAUGGUGCGCUUCUCGGUGAAGCUGUGGUGGUUAAAGAUGCUCAACUGGCAACCGACUUUGAGUUCUACGUCAAGCAACAUGGCUCUCUACUCGCCAAGGGUCGCAUAAUCGGUGCGCAGUUUGCCGAGCUAUUCAAGGAGAACCUGUACUUUGAUCUCGCACGGGGAGCGAACCUGGCAGCCGAGAGACUUUCCAGGGGCAUCUCCAAAGCGGGAUACUCGGUGCACGCUGUGACGGAGACCAACCAGGUGUUUGCGGUGCUUCCUCUUGGCCUGAUCAAGAUGCUGCAGAAGCACUUUACUUUUUACGUGUGGGAGAAAUGGGGAGAUGAUGAGGCUAUUAUUCGGCUGUUGACGACGUGGGCGACGGACUCGACACAGGUGGAGAUAUUCGUUGGGCUUGUGAAUGACUGGGCAAAAUGA
Molecule: messenger RNA, 1062 nt
Organism: Fusarium keratoplasticum
Lineage: Eukaryota; Fungi; Ascomycota; Sordariomycetes; Hypocreales; Nectriaceae
Product: Beta-elim-lyase domain-containing protein
Exons: 1
Coding region: 1-1062 (353 amino acids)
Biological process (GO): glycine biosynthetic process; L-threonine catabolic process
Cellular component (GO): cytosol
Molecular function (GO): L-allo-threonine aldolase activity
Source: RefSeq, a predicted model, not a curated record